AUGGCCACUCGAGAAGUUCACACUCCAUUGGUUCCAGUUCAACGAUUCCAGUACAAAAAUAAUGAGAAUAUUCUCAAAGAUCAUGUGGAAAAAAUCGAUCCUGAAGUUUUUGAAAUCAUGAAAAAUGAAAAAGCUCGUCAACGCCGUGGAUUAGAGCUUAUUGCUUCGGAAAACUUCACCAGCAAGGCUGUCAUGGAUGCUCUUGGGUCAUCAAUGUGUAACAAGUACAGUGAAGGAUAUCCGGGUGCGAGAUAUUACGGUGGAAACGAAUUCAUCGACCAAAUGGAGAUCUUGUGCCAGAAGAGAGCAUUGGAAGUAUUCGGGCUUGAUCCAGCCAAAUGGGGUGUCAACGUUCAAUCGUUGUCUGGAUCACCAGCUAAUUUUGCGGUCUAUACCGCAAUUGUUGGGCCAAACAACAGAAUCAUGGGUUUGGAUCUUCCAGAUGGCGGACAUUUGUCGCAUGGAUUCUGCACCCCUGCUCGUAAAGUGUCGGCAACAUCGGAAUUCUUCCAGUCAAUGCCAUACAAGGUUGAUCCUAAAACUGGAUUGAUCGAUUAUGAAGCUCUCGAGCAAAAUGUGAUGCUCUUCCGUCCAAAGGUUCUCGUUGCCGGUGUCUCGUGCUACGCUCGUCAUUUGGAUUAUGAGCGAUUCUGGAAGAUUGCCAAGAAGUCAGGAGCUUAUCUCAUGGCUGAUAUGGCUCAUAUUUCUGGCCUUGUUGCCGCUGGAUUGAUCCCAUCGCCAUUCGAGUAUGCCGAUGUUGUCACAACCACAACUCACAAAUCGCUUAGGGGACCACGUGGAGCAUUGAUCUUUUACAGGAAGGGAGUCCGUUCUGUUAACGCGAAAGGUGUUGAGACCCUUUAUGACCUUGAGGACAAGAUCAAUGCUGCUGUGUUCCCUGGACUUCAGGGAGGACCGCACAACCACACAAUUUCGGGAAUUGCCGUUGCUCUUAAGCAAUGCCUUAGCGAAGACUUUGUUGCCUAUGGCGAGCAGAUUCUGAAAAACGCGAAAACUCUCGCUGAUCGCCUUAAAUCUCAUGGAUACGAAAUUGCUACCGGAGGAACUGACAACCAUUUGCUACUCGUUGACUUACGACCAACCGGAGUCGAAGGAGCCCGUGCUGAACAUGCUCUUGACAUGGCUCACAUUGCGUGCAACAAGAACACUUGUCCAGGCGAUGUGUCGGCUCUUCGUCCAGGAGGAAUUCGCCUUGGAGCACCAGCUCUAACUUCUCGUGGAUUCAAGGAGCAAGAUUUUGAGAGUGUCGGAGACUUCAUUCACGAGGUCAUCACCAUCUUGAGGAAAUACAAUUCGCAGGCCGGAAAAACUAUCAAGGAGUUUAAGGAAUUCACCGCGACGAACGCUGAAUUCAAAGCGGAGAUCGAACAAAUCGCCAAGAGGGUCGAAGAAUUCUCAAGCAAAUUUGACAUUCCAGGAAAUGUGUUGUUCUAA
This is a messenger RNA of Caenorhabditis bovis, 1455 nucleotides long. The record is from the annotation of a GenBank genome assembly. NCBI's taxonomy places the organism in Eukaryota, Metazoa, Nematoda, Chromadorea, Rhabditida, Rhabditidae.